AUGCUCAAGGCCGCCGAAACCCAUGCCCAACCAGAUGCCACGACCCUCGAGCGAACCGCAUGCGUCUACACGUCCUGCUACUGUGAAGAGAACGCGCUGCUGCUCAGCAGGCGCCUGGUGGACAGCGGCGUCGUGCCUGCGCCAGAGUGCCUGUACGUCCUAUUUGUGACCAACCGCCUGCGGCAGACGCCGCUAUGGUGCCAGCGCGCUGCCAGCGACGAGGACGGCCUUGUGGUCUGGGACUACCACGUAUUCGUGAUCGAGGCCGCCCACGGCCGGCUGCGGCGCGCGCGCGUGUGGGACCUCGACACCCGCCUGCCGUUCCCCUGCAGCCUCGACGAUUACACGCACGCGGCGCUGCGGCCCGUGCGGGCGCCGGUCUACCGAGUCGUGCCCGCGGCGGACCUGUGGCGCCACUUUGCCAGCGACCGCUCCCACAUGCGGCUGCCCGAGGGCGGCUGGUCGGCGGCGCCACCGCCGUACCCCUGCCUGGGCCCGCAGGACGGCGUCCGCGCUGUCACCCUGCAGCAGUACCUCGACGUGCGCGAGGCGUACGAAGGGCACUCGCAGGAGCCCGGUGCGCCCCCCGAGGCCACGUGGGAAGCCAGCCUGCCGCCAGUCAGGCACCAGGCGAAGCAGCAGCGGCCGCAGGCGCCGCCGAGCCACGCCGAGGCGCCUCGCGCGCUGCGCGCGGGCGGCGACGACCGCCGACGCGCAGCGGACCAGCUGCUCGGCGGCGAGGGCGGCGGCCCCGGGCUCCUGGGACCCGGCGGCCUGCGCCUGCCCGGCGGCAGCGCCGCCGCCGAGGGCCGGCCUUGGGUCCGGGAGGUCGGUCCCGCGUCGGCAGGGCAGCCGCAGGGGCUCGACCCAGCUGAUGAGCCCGAGGGCCCGCACCUGGCGCAUGCAUCAGCGCGCACGCGGGACCUGCUGCGGCGUUCUAAGGGCUUGCCCAAGGAGGAGCUUCUGGACCUGGCGGAGGACGCCCGCCUGCGGGGCAAUGAGGCGUUCAAGGCUGGGGACGUGCGCGACGCCGUUGACGCCUACACGCUGGCGCUCAACCUGGCGCCCUCAGACGCGCGCCUCUUCGCCAACCGCGCGGCCGCGUUCAUGCGCCUCAAGCGCUGGCCCGACAUGCUCGCGGACGCAGACGGCGCGCUGGCGCUCGAGCCUGCAAACGUAAAGGCGCUGCUGCGGCGCGCAGAGGCGCUGCGCAACAUGGGGCUGCGACACCAGGCGCUGGAGGCUGCGCGCACAGCGUCACCGCAGCAGCAGCAGGCCAGGGCGGAGGCGGGCGCCGCGGCCGCAGAGGCCGCGGCGCGCGCCGCGGCGGCGCGCACCGAGCAGCUCAAGGCGCUGGCGGAGGACGCGGCCGUGGCAGCGGCGGCCGCGCAGGCGGACGCGGACGCAGGUCUUGCACAGGUGUUUGGCGGCCUUCUGCUGAGCUGCGAGGGCGGCGCGCUGUUUGACGCGGCGGGGGCCGCCGGGGCGAGCUUCAAGGACAUUGUGAAGGAGCUGAGGGCGCGCGGCUUGGACGAGCUGGCACAAGCCGCGCGGUCGCCCAUCUGA
Monoraphidium neglectum is the source of this 1566-nucleotide messenger RNA. Its product is annotated as WDYHV motif containing 1. The transcript has 7 exons. The coding region runs from base 1 to 1566 and encodes 521 amino acids. The record is from RefSeq and is a predicted model, not a curated record. Gene Ontology annotation, cellular component: nucleus; cytosol. Gene Ontology annotation, molecular function: protein binding; protein-N-terminal asparagine amidohydrolase activity; protein-N-terminal glutamine amidohydrolase activity. NCBI's taxonomy places the organism in Eukaryota, Viridiplantae, Chlorophyta, Chlorophyceae, Sphaeropleales, Selenastraceae.